GAUCAAAUGCAAGAGGAGAGAAGAAAGGGUAACAGAAGGGGAGAAAACGGAAAUUGGGAAAAGUGAAUCUGCAGCUGUGGAUGAAGUGAUCGGCUCCGAGUGUUAACUUGCAUGCAGGAGUGUGCAUUGAUGUCUGGAGUCAUUACCAACAGACCUUGACGAGAAAAACAAAUGCAGCUGGAGGUCGGCGGCAAAGUGAUACCAAUUCUGCUGGACGGAAGAGAAAAUUGAACCGACUCAUUCGGACUGAAGGCCAGUUUGGCUGAGAAGAUAUCUCCAGGAACUUUUUUGGGGGGGUUGAGUUCUUGUUUACUUUUUCUACAAGGUGAGAAACAAUAUCACACUGCAAAGUUCUGGACAUUGCACAACUGAAAUUCAACUCAGCCACACUUCGGGCAUCUCUGGCUGGAGAGAUGAUCCACAACACCCUGAAGUCCUCCGAGACCCCGGAGCACAGCCCCAGGAGGACGCAGUCCGCCGCACAGAGGAGGCUGUGGCGGUACUCGGGCUGCAGAGGGGCCGGGCCGGUGGAAAGCCAACGGCGGAGCGUGUGCGUGUUGGCUGCGGACUUGAACUCUGGCGACGGAGGACGAGGAGGAGUAGGAGGAGGCGGUGGUGUGAUACACACCAUCCAUGGGCUGUGCCACCUCUGCAUCGGCUGUAGGCUGCCUCAGGUGACCAUCCUUCGAGGAAAGGAUGGGUAUGGAUUCACCAUCUGCUCGGAUUCCCCUGUGAGAGUGCAGGCUGUUGAUCCAGGAGGUCCUGCAGAUCAGGCUGGUCUGCAGCAACUAGACACCCUCCUGCAGCUUAACGGUCAGCCGGUGGAGCAGUGGAAAUGUGUGGACUUGGCACACGCUAUAAGAAACAGCGCCAAUGAAAUCACGGUGGUGGUGUGGCGCACAGGCCCCUCGGCCAAACCCAACUUCGAAGGCCUGAUUCACCGACCGUCCUACAAACCCUCCACCUCAAACUAUGACGCCCCCUCACCGCCGACCCGCAGGCGCGCGCCGGACGUCGGCGCGAGUAAAACCCCCCCGGCCGUGCCCCCUCUCCCCGCCCACCACCGGGCCACCGCCGCCCGCAGGCUCCUGGUCAACGGCUCCGAAUCCGGAAGCGGCGGCGGCGGCCUGGGCAUGGGGACUCUGGCGUGGGGGGCCCAGGGGGGCUCGGCCGAGGAGCUGGAUGGGAAACCGCGGCUCCUCCACCACCCCCACACCGCCACUCUGAAGGGGACCAGGGUGAAGGCCUCUAACGGGGACAACUACAUCAUCCUAGCACCCAUCAACCCUGGAAGCCAGAUCUUGAGGCCUGUUUAUCAAGACAACCAGGGAACCUUAGCUGCCAGAUUAUAUCCCACGAGACAAAACCCUGGUCCACAGCCCCAGGGGGGCGGUGGUGGUGGUGGCGGUGGUGGUGGAGGUGGUGGUGUCUUUUCUGGAGGGGGCGGUGGAGGUGGAGGCGGUGGCGGUGGCGGCGGUCUCUCCAGUCGUACGGGCUUCCUGCGUCGAUCCAACAACUCCAAAAUAUCAAAAGGGUCGUCCGCCUCCACCAAUACCGGCGCACCCAACUACCAGCAGCAAAACGCCAACUUCGCCAACUAUCAGAACUGCACAAUCGUCCGCUCACAUACUCCGCAUGCUAACUAUGGAUACGUCAAAGUGGCGCCCAAGAUCCUUAUCUUCCCCAUAUUUGUUCAGCCUCUUGACCUGUGCAGCCGAGCUCUCAUCAUAUCCGAGGAGAUGAUACUACAUGAGAGCCAGCACCACUCUCUCAAGGUCACAGUGUUUAUCUACAGCGACCUGAUGCUGGUGACAAGAGAAACUGAGCCAGGAAGGUGUAACGUCCUUCAGAGUCCCCUCUACCUCCGGCAGCUGCGGCUCCAGGACGAUUAUGCAGAAGAACUGAGAUUCUACCUUAUUCACAUGACAGAGAAGUGUGACUGCCUGCUCAGUCUGGAAGCCUACUCAGCAGACCAGAAGCGACGCGUGUGCCAGUGCCUGAAGGACAACAUUGACAAGCAGCUCCAGCUUCACAGGAGGGAGCCCCACGUUCCGCAUUUCGAACAGAUGUUGGAGCCGAAGGUGGAUGCCCCUUCGUGUGAGCUGGGCGGAGUCGGAGACAGAGGAGGCGUGUGCCUCCACCUUCCCCCGCGGAGCUCGGAAGGUGAGGAGAGCAGCCUGUAUCCCUCCAGCCCGUCGGAGCCCCGGACGCUGGGCAGCCCUCACCCGUCGGAGCCGCUCACCCCUCUGGAUGACAUCUACAUGCCUCUCGGAGGCCUGAUGGGGUCCGAGGAGCGACACAAGGUGCCGCCGACGCCGCCUCCCUCCACUGAGGGCGAGGACUGCAAGAGCAUGGAGGGGCAGGAGAUGGAGAUCUGGAGAGAGGGCAAGGAGGUGGAGAGCAAGAGAGAGGAAGAGGAGGAUGAGGAGGAAGGGGACGAGUGCAGCAAAAAGAGUGCGGGAAGUGAAGGUGGGGAUAAAGAUGAAGUUGGAGAGGAGGAGGAGGGAGACAGGAACGACGAGGAGUCGAAUCUGAACCUGGUGGCGUCGAACACAGACGAGGACAAUGUCUCGGAGCCGCCCGACACCAACGCCCCACCUUCCUCCUCCUCGUCCUCCUUCGUCAUCCCCGAACUGCGCCUCGACCGCUCGUUCAGCGCCGACGCGCUCUCCUCGCCCAACACCGACGAAGAAGAGUACGACGACGACGAAGACGAGGAGUCCGAGGAGGAGGAGGAGGAAGAGGAGGAGGACGAAGACGACAGCGACGACGCCUACCUGCAGCGGAGCGACAGCAAGCGCCGGAGCAUGGUGGAGGGCGCCACGUGCGAGAAGCACGGCGGAGGGGGGCUCAGCGUGCAGAACUCCCUCCGCAGGCGCACGCACAGCGAGGGCAGCCUGCUGCAGGACCCGCGCACGCCUUGCUUCACCUCCGACAACGCCAUCAACUGCCUGGAGGUCGGCGGAGGGCACCACAAAGGCGGCUGGACGCUCCCGUCGCCCAAAACCCUGAAGAAGGAGCUGACCAAGAACGGAGGCUCCAUGCACCAGCUGUGUAUGCUGUUCUCCGGGAGGAAGCUGAGCUCCGGAUCCCCCUGCAGCUGCGAGGUCGGCCCUGACGGAACAAAGAAGAAGAAAUCCAAGAACCUGGCCAAAGACAUGAAGAAUCGGCUGGCUUUCCUGCGGAGGAGGAAUGAAUCCCCAGGAAGCAACCCAGCCGGCAAGUUAGACAAAACCAUGAAGUCAGUCAAGCCCACCCCAGAGGAAGCACUGAAGUGGGGGGACUCACUCGACAAGCUGCUGGCACACAAAUAUGGUCUGGCAGCCUUCAGAGCUUUCCUGCGCACAGAGUUCAGCGAGGAGAAUCUGGAAUUCUGGCUCGCAUGUGAGGACUACAAGAAGAUCAAGUCGCAGUCCAAGAUGGCCUCGAAAGCCAAGAAAAUCUUUGCGGAAUACAUCGCCAUCCAGUCUUGUAAAGAGGUCAACCUGGACUCGUACACCAGAGACCACACAAAGGACAACCUGCAGAAUGUGACGCGCUCCUGCUUUGACCUCGCGCAAAGGCGGAUAUACGGGCUGAUGGAGAAGGACUCAUACCCUCGCUUCCUGCGCUCAGAACUCUACUUGGACUUAAUCAACCAAAAAAAGCCCAGCUCCACUUCGACUUCAUCUUCGUCAUAAGAGAUGAGAAGAAAACUUGAGGAUGAGGAGAGAAAAACCGGGGGCAGACUUGAAAAAAAAACAAACGUAGAGUGGGUGGGAUGUGAGCUUUUUGUUUGCUUUUAUUUUUAUUUUUUUUUUUCAAAGUGCGUAUGUCAUCCUGUUCAUGUUUUGUUGUUGUUGUUUUGGUGUGAGAAGACGCGGCAAAGCUAUGGCACUGCAAAGGAAUGUAGUUUACACAGUUACCAGGUGGACGCAUGAGUGGAUGGAUGAAUGGAUGGAUGACUGGCUGUUUCUAAACAUCCCGUGAGCUAAAGGCUGGAGCAGGAGCUGGAUGCUUGUCUGAUCACUGUUUUUCCUUGCUUUUUUUUUUGGGGGGGGGGGAGUUUAAGUGUAUUUUUGUCCAGUUGUACUGGAGAAAAGGAGGGGUUGCACCAAAAAAAAAAAACCCUGCAGACACGAAGACAGUCCGGUACUGUUUUGUCACCUUUUUCCCUUUAUGUCCUUUGAGACUCCCUCUUUAGAUUCCCUCCUUUGCUCCACCAUGUUUUCUGUGAAGCUGUCGGUACGACGCAGAGUCUUGUUGGGUUUUUUUUUUUUUUUUUCCCCAAGCUUUUUCACCAGACUUCAGACUUUGUGACAGAGAGGAGGGAGGGCGGUAGCACCAGAAGAGACGUCUGAGUUGAAAACACACAUCUGUCUAACCCCGCAUCUCCUCAAAGCUCCUAUAAACGGCUUCUGCAUUUCCAGAGAAAGAUGCUGUGAGUGCUGGAGUGAGGAUGGAGUUGGGAAAUGGAUAAAUAACAGACUGGAGUCGUGACGAGACACAGGUGUGUGUGUGUCCCUCUCACAUGAAAAGACGUUAAAAGUCGCAUUCAGAGCCGGAGGAUGGAAAAAAAAACAAAAAAGAUGACUUGCGUCCUGUCUCCAAAGACUGUUUACAACAAGGAAAAUCCACGAAGCGGAAGAAGAAGAAGACGAAAACUUUCUGUGCAGCCAAACCGACAUUUCCUUUAACAUUGUAGCUCAUUGUGGACUAAUCAAGGAAGCGUUCUCAGGACAGACUACAGCUCGGUUAAACUCCACCACUGUUUCUGUUUUUCUACACACUCAUUGUUAUUUUUUUAUAUAUAUAUAUAUAUAUAUAUAUAUAUGCGCUAUGGUUCAAACCUGCACUCCCUUGUUUUACUGAGCAAUACACAAGAGGUUGCUCUUAUCUUAGUCUGAAGAAGAGACGGAGAGAGAAGAAAAAAAUGCUUCAUGUGUACAAAGUUUUGCCUAUUUAUUUAGAAUAACUCGCUGGAUGCUUCUACAGACACACACACGUCCUCAAGCACUCAGCUAGAAGCUCUCACUUUCCUCUUAACCACCAAACAGGUCCAAUGCUGUCCUGAACUUUUAAGUGCAAUAUUUUUUUAUUUCUUAUUUUAUUUUAUUAUUAUGACGUUUGGUUUGUUCAUUUAUUUGAAUAAUUUUUAACGACGGGAAGACGGAACAGCUUGAGCUCUGUAUUAACUUUAUUUGUUAAGAAAAAAAAAAUCUUAGAGCUAUAAGGUUGACUUACAGCAUAAACUUUCAAGAAGCAUAAGUAGUUUAAUGACUUUUAAGCAAGUGAUUCUAACUGUGUGUUAAUCCCCUGGCAGCAGGCAGCCGGGGCUGAUAAUGUUGUAAAUAUAAUUCUUUAAGAAAACUAUGUGAUAACACAUUUAAAAACAAACAAAAAAGAAAAAAAGCCAAUAGGUCUCUGCUGGUGCCGACUGUGGGACCCAGCUGUAUCUAUGUAAAUAUGAGAGACUCAAAACUAUAAGAUGACAUGUAUUGUU
Molecule: messenger RNA, 5482 nt
Organism: Salarias fasciatus (jewelled blenny)
Lineage: Eukaryota; Metazoa; Chordata; Actinopteri; Blenniiformes; Blenniidae
Gene: rgs3a
Product: regulator of G protein signaling 3a
Exons: 16
Coding region: 414-3680 (1088 amino acids)
Cellular component (GO): nucleus; plasma membrane
Molecular function (GO): protein binding
Source: RefSeq, a predicted model, not a curated record